This is a messenger RNA of Volvox carteri f. nagariensis, 900 nucleotides long. RefSeq lists its product as uncharacterized. The annotation marks the transcript as partial. Gene Ontology annotation, cellular component: cytoplasm. Lineage: Eukaryota; Viridiplantae; Chlorophyta; Chlorophyceae; Chlamydomonadales; Volvocaceae. The record is from RefSeq and is a predicted model, not a curated record. Gene Ontology annotation, biological process: protein deglycosylation. Gene Ontology annotation, molecular function: mannosyl-glycoprotein endo-beta-N-acetylglucosaminidase activity. The transcript has 5 exons.
UUUCCCCCCGCCGGUCGUCCCCGCCUGCUGGUCUGCCAUGACAUGAUGGGUGGCUACCUGGCGGACAGGCUGGUGCAGGGGGCGGCGGACCCGGGGUUCUUCAGGUUGUGGCAUUGGGACCAAAUCGACAUCUUCAUCUACUUCUCCCACCAUCUGAUCACAUUGCCGCCCCCCGGGUGGAUCACUGCGGCCCACAGAAACGGAGUGAGGGUCCUGGGUACCUUCAUCACGGAGGCCUGGGAGGACGGUCGGUCCCGCUGCGAGGCCCUGAUCGGCAGCAGCCCCGCAGCGGCCCGCGACACGGCGGAGCGGCUGGUGGCGCUGGCGGCAUUCCACGGCUUUGACGGCUGGCUGGUCAACAUAGAGAACGGUGUACGGUGGCAGACAGUGCCGUACAUGGUCACCUUUGUGGGCCACCUGAGGGCGAGGAUGGUGGAGGUGGUGGGGCCGCAUGCACUGGUGGUGUACGACGCCGUGACGACGGAGGGGCGGCUAGCCUGGCAGAACGGCCUCACCCGCCUCAACGCGCCCUUCCUGGACGUGGCGGAUGCGCUGUUUGUCAACUACACGUGGAGGGAGGGGGCGCCGGAGCAGGCGGCGGCGGCGGCGGGGGGCCGCGCGGCGGACGUGUUCAUGGGUGUGGACGUCUUUGGGCGGGGCUCUUACGGCGGCGGCAAGGACAACUGCUCGGUGGCCCUGUCCGCUGCCCGGUCUGCCGGGGUGUCCGUGGCGCUGUUCGCCCCGGGCUGGGUGUAUGAGGAGUUCCCCCGGGACACGUUCCCGCGGCGUCAGGAGGAGUUCUGGGGCCGGGUGAGUCGUUUGUGUGUCGGCAGGGCUGGGGUGGGAUGGAGGUUCUGGUGGAGGUGCUGGUGGAGGUGCUGGUGCAGGUGCAGGUGGUAG